Molecule: messenger RNA, 11523 nt
Organism: Trypanosoma cruzi
Lineage: Eukaryota; Euglenozoa; Kinetoplastea; Trypanosomatida; Trypanosomatidae
Exons: 1
Coding region: 1-11523 (3840 amino acids)
Biological process (GO): cilium assembly
Source: RefSeq, a predicted model, not a curated record
AUGAGUUGUACAGGGACCCUCCCAUCUCUCCCCGCCACCUUAUCACCAUCCAUUAUUGCUGAGCGAAGGCAGAGAACGGGGAAGGAGACGGAGAAGCGUGCAGCCGGGGUGUUGCGCCCCAAAAAUAUCCCGUUUAUGUCCGACUCGGCUCCCUUUACACAGACCAACACCGCCAUCACGUCACAGAAGACUGCAAUGGCGGAUGUAGCCGCCGAUUUUCAUACGGGCACGUCAGCUCUUACACCCCCUACUCAUCCUUCAAUAGAGCUUGACGUGGUUGUGGUGAUGACCGAGGAGUUUCUUGCGGCGGGUCAAUAUCUGCUGGCGCGUGGGUUAUACGAGGAAGUGAUCGAUGUCUGCUUAGAUCCGCUGGAAAAGGACAUCCAACAGGUGUUGCGUGGGGCUGCGGAGAAGGUUGAGGCGGCGUGGCUUGCGGCACGAACAAGCGCUACUAGAGGUGCAUUCAAUGAGAUGGGACUGCUGGAUGCGGACGAUACACAAGUGUUGCGUUUUGGGGUAGAGAAGGUUACGGCGCAACCCAAAGAAAUUCUUUACCCAUGGCGUCUUUUGGCGCAGUACGAUAUCAUGCGAUACACGUGUCAGUUUUACUGUGUAUACUCCGGGGGUGAUGGUUUCCCGAGAGGGGAUUUAGAAACCAUGAAGCUUGCGGCAAGUUAUAUUGAUGCCAUGACUUCAUGCCUGCUUGGCAUUGCGAGGCUGAACGCAGAUGACAGCUAUCACAUUCUCUUUAAUGGCAGUAUCACGGUGUAUGAGAUGUGUCUUCACAUGCUGCGACAAGCGGGGGAGCGUGUGGGUGACGCCGCUUCGCACGUGACUCGUCACAUUGCGCUUUGUUUGGAAAUAUGCGAAUCUGCAACGCUUAAAUUGGCGACCGUGCGGUACCUGCCGUGGCGUCUUCGCCUCUACGACCUUAUUGCCGCUUGUUAUGAGAAACAGGCCAUGUAUAGUGAGGCGCUCUCCGUUGCGCAGAGGGCGGCACGGAAGGUUCAGGAGUUGAUUCAUCUUGAGUUCCUUGAUACGGUGCCACCACCAGAGGCCAGUCAAGAAAUAUUGAUGCAAGCCAUGGAUCAUGUCCUUUUGACUGUAAUGCGAUAUAAAUGGUACGUGAAGAGCACGACGAUAGGCGGCAGUGCUACCGCAAAUACCGCGUCAAUAGGGGUGACAGAGAAUGUGUCAUUGCCCAAGCAAGGACACUCGGGAUCUACAACGACAUUAAGCGCAAUGGCCGAGCAGGAACUGAUUAUGGAGGAAAUGCCAUCCAAUUGUCUUGAGAUGAUUGAUCGAGCAUGGCAAGUGUUACUCAAAGUGGAGCUGCCAAAGCGUCCAGCGCCUACGACACCUGCCGCUGCAUCAACCUCAAAAGGGAAUGAGGGUAAAUCCAAGGUUCAGGGGAAACAGCAAUCAAAAUCAAAGCAAAAGCAACAGCAAAAACAAGAGGUUUUCAACAAAGAUAUCGUGGCAAGACGAGUGUGGGGGAGGCUAGUGCAGUUUUUGCUGUCAUUGGCAACAGGAUCUACGUUGCCUCUAGGGGCUGGGGACCACGUGACUAGUAGCCCUCUCAUUUCUUCACACCACGCCUCACUGACAACCAUGUCGUCGAUUAAACAACUUCGUAUAUGGGCAGUUGAGGCGCUGGAGUUUCUUGCACGCUUUGCAAUUUGCUCCUACGUGCAGGCGAAUCCGGAUGUGGUGCAGCAGGGAUCUCCCGAGGACUUUGCGGCGCUGGAGUUGAUGUGUAAGCAGCAACAGGAGCAGCGGCAGCAGACAUCGGCAGCCAACGAGACGACGAGCCGCCGGAAAACCGAUCGCGGACUGCGGCGGUCUAACCGAACCCAGGUGGUUGUCCAAUCGAGCACUCCCGCUGCAGAAGAUGAAAUAUUCCUUGCCAGCAUAACGCUUGAACGUCUGUUAUACAGCAUUUCAACUUACAAUGUGACAACACUUGGUGGGGCAGGAGUGGAUGCUGAAAAAAAUCUCACCACAUUAACACUUCACAGCGAAGGCAUGAUGAAUGAGGAGGUCCUGUUGUUGACACUGCUUAUGCAUCGUGUACUGUACAAUGGAAAUGAUGCGAAAUUAUACGAUUGUUUAUGUCAUUGCAGUAUUUCUUCUCUGCUGCAACGCUACGGAGAGAAGGAGGACGAUGUGAAACAGAGAAAUAUUACGAAACCAACAAAUAACAAAAAAAUGGUACCGCCAUCCAAGAAAAUGUUACAGAUGCAUCUUCUGGACACGGUGUGUGUCUCCCUACACCUUCUACAACGAAUGCGGCGAGUGGGUUUAGGGAAAAGAGUACGUCUCAAAGAACUUGCAUCCGUCGCGCAGGAGUUGGAAAGACUCAUUGAACUGUGUGCUGGGUCCACUAAUAGCAGUGCGAUUAGCAUUUUGCAACAAAGCAAGAAGGAUAUUGUGGCCACCACAGCGUCGCCACCAUCCUUACCAUCACCGCCCUUGCAUGGUACAUCUACGGCGCUUUCUGGUAGCUUUGCCGCCAUUUAUAAAGGGCUAAUGAAUGAGUGUGCUAGUCUUCUUCAACAACAUGCAUUUGCCUUUGCACCAUCCUCACUGCAUUCUAAUUAUGCAUUGAACACCCCUUCUCCUACUUAUAAUGUGGCGGCAAACAAAAUGAUGUUUCGGGAUGGCGGCGGAGAGGAGGGGGAAGAAGGAAAGGAGAAAAAAGAAGAAGAAGAAGAAGAAGAGGCGGAGGAAGGUGAGGGGUUUGAUGCGACGGAUAUCUAUCAUAGAGUUGUUUGUGCCUACCUGGGGGCCAAGUUGAGCAGCGGGGUAUCCGAUGGUGUUGGUAUUGGCCAUCUUGUUUUGGCGUAUUUGCAAGAAUUGGAGUUGGAAAUGUCGACCAACCAGAUGGAUACGGCGGAUAAAAGUGACAGAAAUCAAGGUGGUGGUGGUGGUGAGAGUCGUGGUGGCAGCGCCUCCACCAGAAGGGGGAAUGUCAUCUUUGGCCCAAGGGCGGUGUUGGCGAAGGUGUCUAACGGCAAAAGGGGGGAUGGUGUUACCGAUCAACGAUUUUAUGCGUUGGAUUGUUCCAUGAAUGCGAUACGCAGGAACUGCAAUCGAGCACGCAUGGCAAUUGCCUCCAUCCGAAUGGCACUUGGCUCCCUUGCACUGCACUCGAAACAAACACACACGGGGAGACGAGGCGUCAAGGGAGGUAACAGUCUGUUAAAUUUGGCACCCAAACGAAGUCCCGUGCAGGAGACAUUUGUUGGGUCGCAUGAAAGCGAAGAGGAACUAGAAAGAAUUCGUCUGCACCACGAGAUAAGUGACAUGCGAACGGAGUUGACCCGCUGGCUGAUAGAGAUGCGUUGGACCCUGGCCAUUCUUCGUCAACAUUAUGCUGCGUUGGAGAAGCACAAAUCGAAUGUUAAGCUGGUAAUGGAACGGCAGGCAAACACGAAGGUGUAUGGAACCCCGACUGUGAAGGAGGCGAACGUUCUUGAGUCCUUCCUUCAGUCGCAACCAGAGAUUUCGCGUGUAAGUGAGGAUGAGAAGGGGCGGUUAUUAGCCUGGGCAAGAGACGAGGGUGAUGAUCUUCUUCAUGCUCUCAUUCUCAUGUGCCUUGCGCCGCACCAACCGCAGAUGAAAACACAACGUGAAAUGUUGGAAGAAGCAUUUCAUCUCUUGCAUCGUCAUGCGGACAAUAGGGGUCAAACUCAGCCGCUUGGCUUGAAUACAAAGCAGCAAGGGGAGAGCGCCUAUUCCGCCUUUAUGAUUUCGUGCUACGCCGUGUCUACAUGUGGGAAAUUGGGAUUUAAUCAGAUGACGGAGCGUGCAAAGGAUGUUUUGUACUCAGUCUUUGCGAAAAGUGAUAAGGACGACAAAACGCGCGAGGAACCAGACAUGGGGAUGGAAACUUCAAAAAAUAAGACCGCAUCUGAAUCCAGAUAUAUUUCUGCAUCCACGUUUUUACUGCGCACCAAUGAGGAGGUAUUGGCGGUGUCAUCGAAGCUGAAACUUCAGACAAUUGUCUCAGCACUUUUGUGGGUAUCCACCGUGGAGGCAAGUCGCAUUCCGUACCAAAACUUUGAAAGAACUGGUCUCAUGUCUUUUAUUGGAAAAAGUGUCAUGUUGGAUGUACCAUUUGAACAGAGAUAUGAACUUAAAAAAGUACAGUUAUGGCAUAUGCGUAUUGCUUACCAGAUCCAAUUUGCCAUGGAUCUUGCGGGUCGUGUACAGGAUAGUGGUUUAAUGCUACAGUGUGCCUUUGAACUUUUUAACUCACUUCUUCCAUCCCUUACGGAUGAAAACUACUAUCCGCUUUUGUUGCUCCCGCUUGCGACGUUGUGUGAGGCGUUGAUGCGACAACCCACAUCUGUUUGGAGUGAUGCGUAUGUACAACUAUUGGCAGCCCGCACAAUUGAUGCGCUUCUCAAAACUGUGCGGAAGAUGGCCACAGCGGGUCCUGAUGUGGAGUCUGCUGUUCAUGACGCUUUCGAUAGCGCCAAGGGUGGUUUGGCUGUUAUGCCUGUUUCCAUUCAAGGAUGGUAUGAGUUGCUUCUCCGUCUCUUCAUGCACGUGUGGGGAAAUAUCUACAAUCAUCCCAAUCCAAGGCAAAUUCGCUAUCAAGAAAAUGUACGCCGAGGUGCGAUGACCGUGCAGAAGGUGUUACGCUCUGAUCAAGGUGGCGUGGACGAGAGAAUCUCCCCUCCACCGGCUAGCACCAAUGUCCCUCGGGCAACGGGAAAAAAGGCAAACAACGUCUCCGGUGGAGUGGCGGCAGCUACAAGACCUACAACGGGCAACUUGACGGCCCCGGCGUUUCCAGGGGGUGCUUACGCCGUACCCGACACGAUUCUUGACGAUUGUGUCCCAAUUGAAUUUAUGGAGUUGCUGGGGGAGAUUCUUUUUACGGUACCAGGAGUGAAUGCGUUUCUUACGCACUUGUUUGGUCCAAAGGUAGAUGAAACCUCCGAUCGUGUGCAAUCGGUGUUGAUGGCUGAGAAUCUCGUGGGUGUUCCCUUGUGGCUACUGAGCGUGGUGAGGGGACUUACCGACAGGACACCGUCUGUCGUCCUUGACUGCCUGCAGCAGGCAGCCGAUGACCCGCUUUAUGCAAGGGCUGCGGUUUAUGUCGUGGAGCAUCUUCUCCGUCUGGGUGAUAUCGCGGCUGCGCGUCGUGUGGCGACGGAUGCGCUACAGGUCAUUCAGAAACUGAAACAGAGUGUACAGGAGCAUCAGCAAUCUGUGAUGGAGCACAUGAACGACUGGUUGGAGAACGAGGGCUACAUGUUGGUGACACCCUCACGACUCAAGAAGAAGGCAGUAGAGGAGGAAACAUUGCCUAAGGGAAAACGGCAGAAGGGUAGACUCGCCGCAAAGGGAGGAGCAGCGGGAACAACAACGUCAACAGCGGAGGAAAAAAAGGCCCAUCAUUUUGCCGACACCGAUGAACGGCAUUGGACCCUCUCGGAACAGCAGAUGUUACGGCAACUUACGCGGGGUCUCGCGUAUGUGCGUCGUCGGCAGGCGUUUCGUUGGCUGCGAGGUCGCAUUCUUCAAUUUAACGCACCGUAUCAGGCGCAGUUGCAUUUUUACCUUUCCGUGAUCGCCCAAAAGUUGUUGGAGCAGCGACAGCAACGACCGGCUCAAGAAGGUGAUCAGACGGCAACUCCCGUUACGAACGCGCGACCCGGGCAGAAAUCGAGGGGGCGGAGUGAGGAUGCGGCUUUAACGCGGGCUGAGGAGCUGAAGGCCGAAGAAAAGGAAGAUGAAGAACGUUUUAUUCAACAUGCGGUACGCUCGGCGGUGCUUUUUAAUCGAUGUGGUUUUCCUUCCCGUGCCUUUGCAACCGUUUCGCAGGCCAUUGACGGCCUGCGCAUGCUUGUGUGUGAGGAGCCGCCGGAUACGACGCUGAGAGAUGAAGAGUUAUUGUCUCCCAAACAAAACCAACAGGAAGCCUCCAGUGAAGAAGACCUGCCAAUGACGCCUAAAACUGCCAGAGUAUCCUUUGAUUGCGCGGAUUUAGGCAAAGAGGGCAGUCACGCGAUGCAGUUGUCGAUCAGCCAUGAAAAGUUGAUACAAUGGGGGCCGCGUAUACUUCCACUUGCACGUGCGCUGCUGCAGGUAUUCUUCUUGCUGUGGAACGGCUUCGUUGACUACCGCCGCGAUGUGGAUUUUCUACAUCCAGCCGCUGUGAAGGUUGGGCGGAAUGUGGAGCUCGAGGAGCAGUUGCAUUUUCAGGGACGGGUGCCGUCGCUGCACUCGUACGCAACCGCAGCCGGACAGUAUGAAGAGGCCCGUCUGGUGCACCUCGCCAAUGUGAAACGCGCACGUCUGAUACGGUGGCUUGAGUGGCGCACACGUGAGGUCCAAACUGCGGAAGAGAAGGGACGCAGAGUUGUACACCUGCAGUGGCUGACGGAAAUGAGGGCUUUUCUUGCGGAUCAGGUCUCGGCGGGAAUGUCUUCACUGCGGCCGCACGUUACAGAUGUGGAGAAGAGGAUCGCCAAGAUGAUGGAGCAAGAAAAGACAGACGAGCAGAAGCAGGCGCUAGCGGUGUCGCCGAAGAAGAAAAAAAUGAAAAAGAAUCUUCAAACACGUCAGGGUGUGGUGCCGGAGCCUAUACGAAUCGACGGUGCCGAUGCCACGGCGCUAAUUGCACUGCGAUUUGGCUCGGCGAUUCCGGCAGAGAAAAUUAUUGAUCAACUCAUGUUCCUCCUACGGUCCACGCAAUUUUCGUGUCAGUUUGCUUCCCUUGAGCUUUGCCUGGAAGUGCACAAGUUGACCGGUGGAUUCUUUGCGGAUGACUUGUUGCCAUUUGCAUUAAGCAUGCGGCGUAAUAUUGUUAUCUCGCAAGAAGAUGAACUUAUUAAGGAAUACGAAAUGUUACGUCAAAAUGAGCCGAUACAAAAACAACUUGUACGCAAUGCCCGUUUGUCGUGGGAGAAAUACACAACGACAGAGGCGUAUCAGCGUGUCACUCAGCGUCUGUCACGAACGCAAUUGCCAUCCAAGCGGAAUGUUAGGGAAGGCUCAAUAGGGAAGACGUCUUUUGUUGAAACGGAGUCCGCAUCGAGGAUGAGUCUGGAAAUGGCAAGCAGUGUAAAGCUGGUAGGACGCGGGGGGAACUUACGACACCCGCCGCCGCGUGAAGUGAUUUCCCGUUUUGGGGCUGCUACGACAUACUUGCAGCGGCGACGUCUUUUUGGACCACUUUCGGAGCAGCUUUACGAAUUGGGGCGGAUUUACCUGCUGCAUCGUCAGCGUUUAGAGGCGGAACGGUGUUGGAUUGAGGCUGUUGACGCCGCGUUGGAGAUACCAGAUAGUUUGAAGCGUCCUCCUGAGACGUGGGCACAGCUACAAAUUCCAAAGAUUGGGCUUCCCCGUUUAUUACUGGCCGUCAUUUCGAUUACAUCGCUCGCCAUGUAUAUAUACCGUGAGCAGCAAGGGAAAGCUGUGAAUUGUUACUUGCUGGCUGCUCGGAUUCUUGAGCGGUUUCUUGAACAAGGCACAACGAGUAAUUUUCCGCAGUAUUUGCGCGAUUUUGGGGGUUUUAUGCUAGAGGACCUCGUUGUUCUCCCGCGGCUUGGGGAUACCAUGCCUACGUUGAUUCCGCAGUUGGCACAUCACAUGCUCUUCCUUGCGUGGGAACUGCUGCGAUUCAAGUUUUACUUUUAUGCGGCAAUGGUUGCGUCAUUGACCGAGUACUUUGCGCGGAUACAUAUGCGGCAUGUUGCCUUCACCGCUGAGGCACGACUUGUGCAGGCGAUGGCGGCAUCCAAGUUUGGAAGUUACAGGGCCUCCAUGAAAAUACUGCGAGAUGUAUGUCAAGGGGUUCGAAUUCCACGUGGGGCAUUGGAUGGCACGGCACUCCGUGUACGGGCAUUGAUUGAGGGUGUUGAGACGAGCAAAAUUGGAAAAAACACAAAGCGUGGGGAUGGAGGGUCGAACUCCCCUAGUCGACAUGCGGAGCCUCAGGCAGAGCAACAACAACAACAACAACAACAACAGCAACAAUAUCAAUCCCAGGAGGGUCUGUAUAAUGAUGCGGAGCUCCCAUUGACGAGCGACAAUGUGGCCUGCAUCCAAACCUUUUUGACGCAGUGUCUCGGUGUUGGGGUCGCUAAUGCAGUGACCUCGAAUCCCAUGACAUCCACGCCAUCUCUGCUAUCGAAUGUUACUUCUGGAAGUGGUGGAGGCAGCCUACUACAGGAAGCAGUUGCUGCAUGCUAUGGUCCAUUUCUAUCGCAGCGUGUGGAACUUGCUAUCGCGGACUUUCUGGUGACUCUUGGCUCGAAGGAGUCCGCGUAUGUGUGGUGCGUUUUCGCGAUGCAACAAACGUCUUUCAUGGGCGAACGACGUUCGGCUCGUUCACGGAGCCUUCAACGGAUCUCUUUGCAUGGUUUCAGUGACUCAGCAUGUAUUGAGGCGUUAAAUGCCGCGGAACAAAUACUACAAUUGUUGAUUGCCCGGCAACAGGAAAAGGGGCAUACAUCCACGGGGGAUACUCCGCGCAGGAAGAGUCCAGUACGAGAGAGAAUCACCUCACCUGUGCAAGGAGACGUUCAAAUAAAACGAGGUCAUGAACUGGAAGAGACGUACGUGCGCCUUACAUCCAUGCUUUUCCUUGCCAGAAUUUAUACUGCGCGAGGGGAACCUUCGAAGGCGCUGGCGACUUUACGAGCGCUGGUGACGAACUUCAAUGCGCAUGUUGAAAGCAAUAACACUGCUCCCACAGCUACCAGCGCCCCGUCGUACCUCUGGACUGUUGCAACACACAUCUUUUGGUGUGAUGUGUAUGAACUUAUGGUAGUUAACCAUGUGCGGAUUCGUGAAUACAUGGCGGCGCAGCAAGUGAUACGUGAUGCGAUUGCCUUGUGUGAGCAGUGUGGUGAUCCAUUUAGUGGCCGGGUCUUUUCUCUCUACAGCUCCGCCAUUAACGCCAGAACGGGAUCCCUAACAGAUGCCAUUGAGACGCUGUGUGUUUUGCAGAAGGCAUCUCAUUCAUUAAGUUCCGACAACCGUAUUGACAUGUUUCAUGCCUGGAUAUCUUUGGCAGCGGGAUCCUUGAAGCGUUUGUUACAUAACGAAGAAAACGAACAAGGGGAAACAUCCUCUUCUCCUUCUUCUUUUUCGACCUCGUCUGUGGAAAUGUUUGAAUUUGCCGUGAAAGCACUGCAGGAAUAUUGCGAGACGUAUGGGUUGCUUCUUGGAACUGGGUCUCUUCUAGAGAGAAAACAACUCUCACCUUUUCCGGAGAAUUCUUUACCUCGGCGAUUCUUUGUGGCGUGGAAUGUGGAGGCAGUCUUCCUUCACCGUGCAGUAAACCUGUUGGCGGAAGAAUACAUGCGUAUAGGAAAGCUGGAACUUGCAGAGGGGGUCUUACAGCAUGCCAUCUCGGUACUUACACCGCGAUACGACACCUCCGCCCAUCCCACGCCACUGAUCGAAAGUCAAUUUAUACUUGCACGUGUUUUGUGUCUUCUUAAGCCGCAUUUGCUAAACGAGCAGCAAAAUUCCGUGGAUCAUGUGAGAGACGCCAUAUACUCCGAGGAACUCAAUGAGGAGGAUGUGUUGCUUUUGCUGGAUUUACCGCGGCAGCAGCCCGUACGACUUUUGAUAGAUGUUAUAAGGGGAGUGGUGGCGUGUGGCACACACGAUUACAACAUUUUGCGCCUGGCGUUAUUGAACUUGGCUGCGCUACUGUCACGUGCAGACCGAGCGUUUCACAUCAUGGCUGCCACAUGCGUGAUUUUGGCGAAAUUUGUGGAAGAUAUGAGGUUCCAUGUAUUUAGUGGUAUGAGUAUCUUCUCCCUGUACGGCGAGGAGGUCAUUCAUAUUGGGACAGAGUUGGUUGUCCCGGAGAAUAUCACUGCCGUCAUUCGAUCCACGCAGCGCAGUUUAGGAAACGUCUCGGAAAAGGAUAUGAGUGGCAGCGGUGUGGGUUUUGGAAGGGCCGUGACGCCGGUCUUUUCACAGGAGCCACGACGUCCCCCUUCUCGUUCCCGUGAGGAUAGAGAGGAAGCUGCCCUAAAGAACACCGUCACACUGCCUAUCCUUGUCGCUGCAUUUGCUUCCCUGCAUAUGGAGAGAUCGUUGCAGUACGUGUUUCCACCGCGGGAGUUAUUGGACCUCGAAACGGCUUUGCAACUUAUUCGCGCGUACCUGCAGUUGCGGACAGCCCCUCUCAGCGGGUAUUAUCUUUGGUAUGACGACGUCACACGAGAGACACAAAUUAAACAACAACAACAACAACAACAGCAGCAACAACAACAACAACAACAACAGCAAGGACAAGGACAGGGGCGUCUUGGAGAGGGUGGUCGUACACGGUACUCUUCUUUUGCAGGAAUGGAUGCGGCAGGAGGAACAAUGUCUCUCCUUCCACCUAUUGUCAUGGAUAGGCCACCGUCUUUGCUUUCAACCACAACCCUCAUGAAUCUAGGUAUACCAAAGGUGAACACAGUGAUCUGCCAGUCCUUUAUGCGUGAUGUGAACAGAAAUCUCAGUAGUAACGCCAAUGGACCUCUCCCAAGAGGUGGGGAAAGUUACGCACGUGCUGCAGGAGGCUUUGCAUGCACCCUACCAACAAGAGCUACCCAUGCGCCGGCAAUGAUGACAUUUGUGCUCUUUGUAUCACCUGUUCACGAUCCAAACGCCACACAACAUUCUCCGAUCAACGAAAAGAACUCGCAGAGUCAAAGUAAAAAAUCACAUCGCUCAACAACGAAAUCCACCGUGAGCAUGAUGGAGGCAAAAACUCUUAGUGGCUCCGCACUAAUUGCCCACACGUGGAAUGGAACACGAUGCGUUAUGUUUGAGCUACCACUGGAGGAGGUACAGAUAUUGUUUUCCGAAGCUGCGAAAACACUGCAGUUGAUGCAAAAUUUAUUAUCAUUCCCAGUCAUGACGUCAUCGGGAGCAGGGAUUGGAUCAGGUGGAAGUGGAAUUGGAGUAGGAGGAGGAGAAGCAGAAGUUUCUGUGGAAACCGCCUUGUCGCAGCAGCUGAGUGAGGCCUUGGUACUCUUGACGGCAAAAACCGCACCGUCCACCAAUAAAAAAGGAGUACGUGCUGGAACGACCGUGGAGUUUCUGCUCAAUAGUACGUUGGGUGCUACCCCUGGCAACAACAGUAUGGCUUCCACGAAACAGGGUGAAAUAGCUGGCCAGUUGGAAGGGGACAUGCAUUCUGCCCUUCGCACCGCCACAGCAGAUGGCGUGGGUGAGGUACCGGCAGUGGAUGAGGCAAAAUCUAAAAUUAUUAUGGGCUUCAUUGAAUUGUUUGUACGGUCUGUUGUUCCUUCUACUGUGACAGACGAUGAAAUGAUGGAGCGCUGCAUCGAGUCCCUUUUACCCCGCUGCGCCGUCUCUGCGGAGGUGGUAUGUUUCCUGAAGUCCAUGUUGGCGGGCGACGGCGGGGGUGUCGCACUUUUCCACCCGGGGAUUCACGAGUGGUUUGCUCGCAUGGCAAAGUUUGUGAUGGAGCACACUGGAGUUAUGCGUCCGGAAGCACAUGCGACAAGAACACGAACGGAAGGAAGAUAA